AUACAAACGGUCGCACCCUGCUUACGUGUGGCCGCCAUUUUUCCAGCCGGCUACCAGGAACACGUUGUUGCAGAGAAGAAGUUUCCCACCCUAGGAUUUCUUUCGUAUUUGUCCUUGUUUUUAUUUCCCAAUAAAAUCAGAUAAUAGGAUCGGAGGAGGGCUUCUCAAGUCCUCCCAUAUCAGUCCUUCGACAUGGCUGAUAAAAACACCAGGAUUGCCAUUGUCAAUCAUGACAAGUGUAAACCUAAAAAAUGCCGACAGGAGUGCAAAAAAAGCUGCCCAGUCGUCCGUAUGGGUAAGCUGUGUAUUGAGGUGACACCACAGAGUAAGAUCGUGUGGAUCUCAGAGUCACUGUGCAUAGGCUGCGGCAUCUGCAUCAAGAAAUGUCCAUUCGGAGCUUUAUCAAUCGUCAACCUCCCGAGCAACCUGGAGAAGGAAACAACCCACAGAUAUUGUGCCAACUCCUUCAAAUUGCAUCGGUUGCCCAUUCCUCGGCCCGGUGAAGUUCUGGGACUGGUGGGAACCAAUGGUAUCGGCAAAUCCACAGCUCUCAAGAUUCUUGCUGGAAAACAGAAACCCAACCUGGGCAAGUUUGAUAACCCCCCUGACUGGCAGGAGAUCUUGACCUAUUUCCGAGGUUCAGAGCUGCAAAACUACUUCACAAAAAUCCUGGAGGAUGACCUGCGUGCCAUUGUGAAGCCGCAGUAUGUGGAUCAGAUCCCAAAGACCGUGAAGGGGUCAGUAGGAGCCAUUCUCACCAGGAAAGACGACACAGACUCACAGGAACUGGUCUGUGAACAGCUAGACCUGAGUCACCUGCGGGAGAGAAACGUGGCAGAUUUGUCCGGAGGAGAGCUCCAGCGCUUUGCUUGUGCCGUCGUCUGUAUCCAGAGAGCUGACAUUUUCAUGUUUGAUGAGCCAUCCAGUUAUCUGGACGUCAAACAGAGGCUGAAGGCCGCCAUCACCAUCCGUUCACUCAUCACACCCGACAGAUACAUCAUUGUGGUGGAACAUGACCUGAGUGUGUUGGAUUAUUUGUCUGACUUCAUCUGCUGCCUGUACGGAGUCCCCAGCGCUUAUGGAGUCGUCACCAUGCCCUUCAGCGUCAGAGAGGGUAUCAAUAUCUUCCUGGAUGGUUACGUUCCCACUGAGAACCUCAGGUUUCGUGAGACGUCAUUGGUCUUCAAAGUGGCUGAAACAGCCAACGAGGAGGAAGUGAAGCGACUCCGCCACUACCAGUAUCCAGAAAUGUCCAAAACGAUGGGCGAGUUCACACUUGAGAUCAAAGGAGGAGAGUUCACAGACUCUGAGAUCAUGGUGAUGCUGGGGGAGAACGGCACCGGGAAGACGACCUUCAUCAGGAUGUUGGCUGGUGGGCUCAAACCUGACGGAGGAGGUGAAAUUCCAAUUCUCAACGUGAGCUACAAGCCUCAGACCAUCAGCCCCAAGUUCAAGGGCAGCGUCCGAGCUCUGCUGCACGAAAAGAUCCGUGAUGCCUACACGCACCCUCAGUUCAUCACUGACGUCAUGAAACCCAUGCAGAUCGAGAGCAUCAUUGACCAGGAUGUCCAGAACUUGUCCGGUGGUGAGCUGCAGCGGGUGGCGCUCACCCUCUGUCUGGGCAAACCAGCAGACGUCUAUCUCAUCGAUGAACCCUCGGCCUACCUGGACUCGGAACAGCGUCUGAUGGCAGCGAGGGUCAUCAAGAGGUACAUCCUUCACGCGAAGAAGACAGCGUUCGUCGUGGAGCACGACUUCAUCAUGGCCACGUACCUCGCAGACAGGGUGAUUGUGUUCGACGGUAUUCCCUCCAAGAAGACGGCCGCCAACACUCCUCAGAGUCUGCUGGCGGGAAUGAACAGGUUUUUGUCUCUGCUGGAAAUCACCUUCAGGAGAGACCCCAACAACUUCAGACCACGCAUCAACAAGCUGAACUCCAUCAAGGACACGGAACAGAAGAAGAGUGGGAACUAUUUCUUCCUGGAUGACUGAUCUGCCUUUAAGUCCAAAGAUGUGUAUCAACGUCUGCGAGUGUUCAGGAGCCCUCGCUACAAACGAGCUGCAGCAGAUGUGAAGACAUCACUAUGGGGAAAUUCUGCCUUCAUGUACCAGCAAUGUUGUUAAACUUCAAAGUGUCAGUGUGAGCUGUGAUGAUGACCACACCACAGCCGCUUUGUGACUCAUUCAGCAUUGUGUUUUAACUUUCCAUGCAUUUACAAGAGAAAAAUAAAUGGACUCCUGAUCGUAACUGUUGUCC
Synchiropus splendidus (mandarinfish) is the source of this 2257-nucleotide messenger RNA. It is a transcript of the gene abce1, whose product is annotated as ATP-binding cassette, sub-family E (OABP), member 1. Gene Ontology annotation, biological process: ribosomal subunit export from nucleus; translational initiation; translational termination. The coding region runs from base 193 to 1992 and encodes 599 amino acids. Lineage: Eukaryota; Metazoa; Chordata; Actinopteri; Syngnathiformes; Callionymidae. Gene Ontology annotation, molecular function: iron ion binding; ATP binding; ATP hydrolysis activity. The record is from RefSeq and is a predicted model, not a curated record. The transcript has 19 exons.